Molecule: messenger RNA, 2097 nt
Organism: Acytostelium subglobosum LB1
Lineage: Eukaryota; Evosea; Eumycetozoa; Acytosteliales; Acytosteliaceae
Exons: 1
Coding region: 1-2097 (698 amino acids)
Biological process (GO): protein stabilization; protein folding; cellular response to heat
Cellular component (GO): cytosol; protein-containing complex; plasma membrane
Molecular function (GO): ATP-dependent protein folding chaperone; ATP hydrolysis activity; ATP binding
Source: RefSeq, a predicted model, not a curated record
AUGUCUGAGCCAGAGAGAUUCACAUUCCAAGCUGAGAUUAAUCAGCUGAUGUCACUCAUCAUUAACACCUUCUACUCGAACAAGGAGGUGUUCUUGAGAGAGCUGAUCUCCAACGCAUCUGAUGCGCUGGACAAGAUUCGUUAUCAAUCGCUCACUGACCCAACCGUGUUGGACAGCAAGAAGGAGUUGGAGAUCAGAAUCAUCCCCAACAAGGAGGCCAAGACUCUGACCUUGAUCGAUACCGGUAUCGGUAUGACCAAGUCAGAAAUGAUCAAGAACUUGGGUACCAUUGCCCGCUCUGGCACCAAGAACUUUGUCGAGCAGCUGCAGUCUGGCGCCGCUGACAUCAGCAUGAUUGGUCAGUUUGGUGUCGGUUUCUACUCUGCCUACCUCGUUGCCAACACCGUGGUCGUGCACUCCAAGAGCAACGACGACGAGCAAUACAUCUGGGAGUCCUCCGCCGGUGGUGAGUUCACCGUUGCCAUCGACCAAGGUGAGCAAUUGGGCCGCGGCACCAAGAUUGUCCUCCACAUGAAGGACGACCAGCUCGACUACCUUGACGAGCAAAAGAUCAAGAACUUGGUCAAGAAGCACUCUGAGUUCAUCCAGUACCCAAUCUCCCUCUACGUCACCAAGGAGGUCGAGAAGGAGGUCGAGGAGGAGAAGGAGAAGACCGCCGAGGACUCAUCCGACGCCAAGAUUGAGGAGAUCGACGAGGAGGAGGGAGACAAGAAGAAGAAGGUCAAGGAGACCAAGUCUGAGUACGAGAUCCUCAACAAGACCAAGCCAAUCUGGACCAAGAACCCAUCCGACGUCACCAAGGAGGAGUACACCGCCUUCUACAAGUCCAUCUCCAACGAUUGGGAGGAGCCACUGGCCCAGAAGCACUUCUCUGUCGAGGGACAGCUCGAGUUCAAGGCCAUCCUCUUUGUGCCAAAGAAGGCCCCAUUCGACAUGUUCGAGUCCAAGAAGAAGCACAACAACAUCAAGCUCUACGUCAAGAGAGUGUUCAUCAUGGACAACUGCCAGGACCUCAUCCCAGAGUACCUCAACUUUGUCCGCGGUAUCGUCGACUCUGAGGAUCUCCCACUCAACAUCUCUCGUGAGACCCUCCAGCAGAACAAGAUCUUGAAGGUCAUCCGCAAGAACCUCGUCAAGAAGUGCCUCGAGCUCUUCAACGAGAUCGCCGAGAACAAGGAGGACUACAAGAAGUUCUACGAGUCCUUUGCCAAGAACCUGAAGCUUGGUAUCCACGAGGACACCCAGAACCGUGAGAAGUUGGCCGAUCUCCUCCGCUACCAGACCUCCAAGAGCGGUGACGAGCUCUCCACCCUGAAGGAGUACGUUGCCCGCAUGAAGGAGAACCAGAAGGACAUCUACUACAUCACCGGAGAGUCCAAGAAGACCGUCGAGACCUCACCAUUCAUUGAGACCCUCAAGAAGCGCGGUCUUGAGGUCAUCUACAUGAUUGACCCAAUCGACGAGUACGCCGUCCAGCAGCUCAAGGAGUACGACGGAAAGAAGCUGGUCUCCAUCACCAAGGAGGGACUGAAGCUUGAGGAGACUGAGGAGGAGAAGAAGAAGGCCGAGGACGACAAGAAGGAGAACGAGAACCUCUGCAAGCAGAUCAAGGAGGUCCUCGGAGACAAGGUCGAGAAGGUCGUCCUCUCCAACCGUAUCGUCACAUCGCCAUGCGUGCUCGUCACCUCUGAGUUUGGCUGGUCCUCCAACAUGGAGCGUAUCAUGAAGGCCCAAGCUCUCCGUGACAACUCAAUGUCCACCUACAUGACCUCCAAGAAGACCCUCGAGAUCAACCCAGACCACCCCAUCAUUGUCGAGCUCCGCAAGCGUGCCAACGACAAGGCAAAGAACUUCAAGGACUUUGUUGUCCUCAUGUUCGAGACUGCCCUCCUUUCCUCUGGUUUCGCCCUCGACGAGCCAAACUCAUUCGCCACCCGUAUCCACCGCAUGAUCAAGCUCGGUCUCCAAAUCUCCGACGAUGCCACCGCCGACGACACCACCUCUACCACCACCUCCGAUGAUGUUCCACCCCUUGAGAGCUCCAACGAGCAAUCACAGAUGGAGCAAGUUGACUAA